This is a messenger RNA of Microplitis mediator, 2405 nucleotides long. Its product is annotated as annexin A13-like. Bases 1204 to 2211 code for a protein of 335 amino acids. Gene Ontology annotation, molecular function: calcium-dependent phospholipid binding; calcium ion binding. The record is from RefSeq and is a predicted model, not a curated record. NCBI's taxonomy places the organism in Eukaryota, Metazoa, Arthropoda, Insecta, Hymenoptera, Braconidae. The transcript is spliced from 7 exons. Gene Ontology annotation, cellular component: cytoplasm.
UUGGCGCAGUAAAGACUACGUAAUUAUCUUGAUACUUAGUCAUAAUUAACGGUCUUUAGAUCUAAAGUAUACGAGAAAUUAAAAUCCUAAACUGUAGACUAUAGUUUAAAUUUUUCAAGUUAAAGUUCAUCAGUAUUCAAGGUCUUUGUUCGUAAUUUGAAUAGUAGUGCAUAAUCUGAAUGACGUUUUUGCAGGCAAGAUUUAAUUUUUUAAGGAGAUUUUUUUUUCUAUUCAAUAGCAACUUUGGAGGGGAUAAAAGCCAAAAAAAAUUUUUUCGCAUCCUAAUACACAGACGUGUAAACGUAUUUGUUUGUAUUUGGGUGUAAAGGCUGAGCUUUUUUCGAAAAAGAGUUAAAUACAAGAUUUUGAAACUGAGAACGUGGCAUCGGUUAAGAAUGAGGAUUUUGAAAGUAGAACUGAAAAAAAUUUUUUUUUGGAAUUCUUAAUUUUCACAAAAUGCUAAAUAUUUAAAAUUAAAUUUUGAAUACAGACUUUUUUCGUUACACAAAUACGCAAAUUUUUUUUACUGUGUAAUGUUUAGACGAGCGAAAUAUGGCAAUAAAAUAAAAAAACGAAACAGAGAAUUAGGAAGUUCCUAUUUUUUGAUUUUUCAAAAUUUUGCUAACAACACGAAGUAAAAUGCUCGCACCGCGAAAAAAAUUUAAAUCUUUGAAAAGAGCGUUAGUGUUAUUUAUUUAUAAACUAAACAAUAUUAAAACCAAUGAAUUCAAAGUUUGAUAUGCGUAUAAAAUUCAAAUAAAAACAAACAAUGAUAGUAAAAAAAAAUUUUUUCAAUUCUAUAAUAAUAAGUAGUAAAUAUUAUUAUUACUCGCUUGCGAAAUCGAGUGCGAUUUCAUACUCGAAUCGUUUAUUUAAUCUUUCUAAGGACAAAUUUAGGGGACCAAUCACAAUACGAGCUAUGAGCAACAAGUAACAGAUGUUUUAUAUGUCGAAAUUUGACUUCGGUAAUAUUCACGACUAUGGCAUUGACGUCAUCACUAUCGCUCUUCUUCUAAGGCUAUUUUUUUAUUAUCUUUCGUUACAAGUGGGAUUUAUUCAAAAUUCACUGGAAAUCUGGCUAUUCCACAAUAUCAUCAUUCGAAUAAAAUUUGUGUAACCAUAAACAAGUGUAAACUUUUGGUGUUCAUUUAUAUAAUUAUUAAAUCCAAAAAUUAAGACUCAACGAUUCAUUAUUGAGCUAUCAUGUAUCGAUUAAUGACGUUUACAAUUUUUUCAAUUAUAUCCGGAUUAUUUAUUUUUCGACCGGUGCAUAGUAAAAGUCCAUUUAAAAAGGAUGCUAUUGCCAUCCAUUUUGCAUUGGUUAAGGAUUUUUCCGUCAAUGAAACUACUAUUAUUAAUAUUGCUACUCAGAGAACUUCUGAUCAACUACAACAAAUUUCCCAAGCAUAUGAAUCACGUUACGGUGAAAAAUUACUUAAUGACAUACGAGAUUAUCUAACGGGAAAAUUCGAAGAAAUGAUUACUUCUUUGUUUAUGGAUGAUACUGAUUUCUAUGCUGAAGAGUUAUACAAUAAUCUUCGUGGAUUUAAAGAUGACGAAAAAGUUUUUAUUGAUAUUUUACUGACUCAAAAUCAUGUGAAACUGCAAGAAAUAAAAGAUGUUUAUAAAAAAAAUUAUUUAAAUUCUCUUGAACACGAUUUUCAAAAAUUUACGACAAAAAAUUCAAAGAAGUUAUACAUCACGCUAUUACAAGGUGAACGAAACGAAACUAUGGUUAUAAAUUAUAUUCGUGCAGAACAUGAUGCUCGUCAACUUUAUAAUGCAGCCAUAACUCAAUCAACUGAAGUAAAUCCUGAUGUAUUUAUUAACAUAUUGACUUCUGUUAGUUAUGACCAGCUUCGACAUACUGUCAUGAAAUUUUUUGAUAUAUUUGGAGAGCAUAUUGAAACUGUAAUUGAAAAAAAUUUCACCGGUGAUUUUGCCCGCGCACUUAUCGCAAUUGUUGAAUAUGCAAAAUCCAGAGAUGGAUUUAUAGCCAAUAGACUUUACGAUAGUCUUGAAUAUGAUUUCGAUCACCGUAGCAUUAUUCGUUUGAUGAUCAUUAGUAAAAAUAUUGGGAUUUAUUCUAUCAGAGAAGCGAUUCAAAUACGUCAUCGCAUCGCACUUGAAUAUUUUUUAAAUCAAACACCAAACGGAGGUUUUCGAAAUACUAUUUUAAAAUUUCUUUUCCCUAAUUAUCCAACCUCAUGACUCGUCGAAUAAUUGUUUCAAGAGUACAAAUCUUGCACAAUCCCGACAAUUAAAUUUAAAUAAUUUCUCAUGAAAAAUACAUGUGAUUCUUACUAAUUUCGAUAAUUAUAUGUUCAAAAAUAAGAUGUUUUUGUAACUAUCAUGACAGUUAAUAAAAUUAAAUCACCUCAGUUUUUAUGAUGGAAUGUAACAGU